CGGUUCAUCUCCCGGCACCGCCCCCUCCCCCAAUCAACCUACACACACGACGUCACCUCUGACCCCUGACCCCGCCACCCGGAACCGGAAACGGGGCGGUCGCGGCCGGGGUUGCCAUGCAGCCACAAGAAGAAAAGCAGCUGGAGGCCUCUCUUGACGCCAUCAUCAGUCGGGUGGCUGAUCUGAAAAGCUCUUUAGCAGCUUUCAUCCUCAAAUUAGAGAAUGAAUUUGAACGAAUGAACUGGCCUUCAGUAUUGGAUAACUUUGCCCUGGUAUCUGGCCAGCUGAACACUUUGAAUAAGCUCCUGAAAAAUGAAAAAACACCACUGUUAAGAAAUCAAGUCAUCAUUCCAUUGCUGCUUUCUCCCGACCGUGAUGAUGAACUAAUGAAAUUAACAGAGGGUCGAGUUCCUGUUUUCAGUCAUGAGGUGGUGCCUGAUCAUCUCCGGACCAAACCAGACCCAGAAGUAGAAGAACAGGAGAAGCAAUUGAGUGCAGAGGCAGCACGCUUGGCACCUGAUGUAGCUCAGAAACACAUCCAGUCAUUGAACAAAAUGUGUGGCAACUUACUCGACAAACUUAACAACACUCGGGAGGAACGGGAGUCUGAAAGUGGAGCUUCCCGUCAGAAUAAACAGACCUAUAACCCAGCAGAUACUAAUGCUUUAUUGGCAGCUAUUGGAUUUGGGAAAGGAUUGUCCAAACCAAUUAGACCAACUCCCCAAGGUGGUCCAGUCUCAUCAGGUCAGCCUGUGCCAGGUGCUGGUCUCCAAGGUGCUCCAAGUAUAGCACAGGUGUCCAUACAAAGUGGGCCUAACCAACAGGGAAUGCAAGGCCAGGUUCCACCACAGCAAGGUCAGCCAGGUAAGAUGCCAAGCACCAUAAAAACCAACAUCAAGUCUGCAUCAAUGCAUCCGUAUCAAAGAUGAACGCUGAAAUUUAACAUGACAAAGGCUGUCAAGUAGUUACAAUUGAGUAUCUGCAAAUCUCAACAAGAAAACCUAAGUCACGUGCAAUAAGAGUUAGUCCACAAAGUACAGAACCAACUUUAAAAGGGAUGUUGUCAUAAAUUGACUAUUUUGUUGUGCAUGGAACAGCCAGCAGUCAAAAUGUUGUUUUGUUGGCUGAUCGAGAAGCCUGUGCUCAAAGAGAAUCUGCAGUACUAGGUGUUUUUUUUUCUGAUCUUGGUGAAAUUGUACACCUCAGUGGAAGUGAUUUAAUGAUCUUGCAUGUAAAACAAACAUUUGCCUGUUGUUUCUGAACCUCAACAAGGUUCAUACAAGGGAUAUUCCAGUAAUCACUAAAUCUGUUCCUACUGGUGUUCUACAGGUAGGUAAAUUGUGCAAUUAAAAAUGAUAAUUUUUUAA
Rhincodon typus (whale shark) is the source of this 1367-nucleotide messenger RNA. It is a transcript of the gene med8, whose product is annotated as mediator complex subunit 8. The record is from RefSeq and is a predicted model, not a curated record. The coding region runs from base 117 to 929 and encodes 270 amino acids. NCBI's taxonomy places the organism in Eukaryota, Metazoa, Chordata, Chondrichthyes, Orectolobiformes, Rhincodontidae. The transcript is spliced from 7 exons. Gene Ontology annotation, biological process: regulation of transcription by RNA polymerase II. Gene Ontology annotation, cellular component: mediator complex; core mediator complex. Gene Ontology annotation, molecular function: RNA polymerase II cis-regulatory region sequence-specific DNA binding; transcription coregulator activity.